Messenger RNA from Tachysurus vachellii, 5942 nucleotides. It is a transcript of the gene nod2, whose product is annotated as nucleotide-binding oligomerization domain containing 2. Gene Ontology annotation, cellular component: cytosol. Bases 432 to 3380 code for a protein of 982 amino acids. Gene Ontology annotation, molecular function: protein binding. The transcript has 11 exons. NCBI's taxonomy places the organism in Eukaryota, Metazoa, Chordata, Actinopteri, Siluriformes, Bagridae. The record is from RefSeq and is a predicted model, not a curated record. Gene Ontology annotation, biological process: regulation of apoptotic process; defense response to bacterium; response to muramyl dipeptide.
UAGAAUUUAACACGUUUGUGAAAUUGACAUGACGUGGAAUGAGGAAGAGUUCACAAAAGGAAGAGUUUACUAUAUUGUGGAGAAAGUCAACUCCGGAUAAAGCCCUUUGUGAGCAGGCAGUUACUUCUUGCAGUUAUGGACAUAGUGGCUUACUUCCUAGUUAUCACAUGGAGCUGAGGAAUCAUCUUUAAGCUGAUAAUACAUGUCUAAAUCUUUGUCUUGAACCUUAAUUUGAAGGCCUCCUAUACUUUGUAUAUCUGUGUCAAAUAAGGAGAUAGGGUUGUGCGAUGUUGUUACUACGAUCGUCAACUGAUCGUCAUAGAAAGCUGCAAUGAAUUUUAUUGAGUCAUUCCAUCAGAAGGUUUAUUGUGCAUUCCUAGAAAAUACCCCAUACUUCAGAAAGCAGCAUAUGCUACAUGAGAAGCUGAAUCAUGUGUGCAAAGCAGCUGGUGCUAAGGCAGAGAACAGAACUGUUGGGAGCACUGUGCUGUGGUUUCACUGCAGAACCUUUGGAUUGUGUAAUUGACCUGCUGCUGUCCUGGGAAGUACUCAUUUGGGAAGACUACCACAAUGUUCAGGGUCUCACUAAGCCCCUCUGCUCCAAAACCAGAGACCUUCUGGAUUUAGUGUACACCAAAGGAGAGCAGGCCUGCAGUCUGUUGCUGGCAGCUUUUGAUCAAGUCUUACCUGAGGCCCAGAAAGCCGGACUUUGCUUGGGGAAAGGUCAUUUAAAGACAGGGGAUAUCAAGAAGACUCCCACAAGCGCCAGUGAGGCUUUGUUGGUUGACAGACCAGCAUUGGUAAAAAAGAUUCGGGACCAUGUCGACGGUGCGUUGGAUGCACUGAUGGAAGCCGGUUGCUUUACUUCCCAAGACUGUGAUGAAGUGCUGUUACCUGUGUAUACGCUCUCACAGAAGGUUAGGAAGCUGUUAGACCAAGUGAGGUUCAGGGGGGAGGGCGCUGCCAAGACUUUACUUCAGUAUUUAGAGCACAUAGACAGUAAGCCACAAUGUGUGAAAGAGGAAAGGCAACUCUCGACUGAAUGCAUCGACUACAAGAAGAAGCUUCGCAGCUCUGUCGACUCUCAGUCACGCUUGCUCAGCACAUAUGGUGGAACAGGAAGAUUUUCCUUAGAUAAUAUCUAUACCGAUGGCAUUCUUGAAGCGGUGCAAAGAGAGAGAGAGGUUACAGCUCUGAGGCUACAGGAUGUGGUGGGUCUGCAUGGCACUAUUAAUGAGGAAGCAGAUACCAUACUUGUUUCUGGUGAAGCAGGUACUGGAAAGAGUACCUUGCUGCAGAGGCUCCAUCUGCUGUGGGCCGAAGGUACCUUGUUGACAGACAUACUCAUGCUGUUCCCUUUCAGUUGUCGUAAACUGAAUGCUGAGAAAAAGAUACUCUCCUUAAAAGAGCUCUUGUUCCAGCACUGCUGCUGGCCAGACCGGGGACAAGAUAAAAUUUUCCAGUUCAUUCUUGAUCACCCUCAACUAGUCCUUUUCACCUUUGAUGGGCUUGAUGAGUUUAGGCAGAGCUUCACAGAUGAAGAGCGACAUUGCUGCCCCACACAGCCAGCACCAAUACACAUUCUGCUUUUCAACUUGUUUCAGGGUACCUUAAUGAAAGGUGUGAAGAAGGUGGUAACUAGCAGGCCCCAUGCAGUGAGUCCAUCUUUGAAGCAGUAUCUCUGCAAGGAAGUCCUGGCCAAGGGUUUCUCUCCUGUGGGAAUUGACCACUUUGUAAGGAAACACCACAAUGAUGCCAACAUAGCUACUCGGGUUGUAGAAGCCCUCAAGGCUAACACAGCCCUACUCGGUCUCUGCCAUAUUCCUGUCUUCUGCUGGAUUAUAUCAAAGUGUUACAAAGAGUUGCUCGGAUGUGGGGAGGGCAUCCCUCAGACGGUCACUGACGUGUACCUCAUGGUUCUGAAGCAUUUCAUUCAGAAGCGAGUGCCACAGCAAUAUAGGACUUUGGGAAAAGGAUGGUUACAGGAACAUCAAGAGAUGGUGAGAAGACUAGGACAGUUGGCACUGGAGGGCUUAAAGACUUCCUGUUACUUAUUCACAGAGCCAGACUUGCAGAAAUGUAGUAUCACACACCAAGACCUUGGUCUAGGAUUUCUUAUACACUGCAAGGAUUUCUCAGACUAUGCUGACUACAAACAUUUUGAGUUCCUGCAUAUUACAAUGCAGUGCUUUUUUGCUGCUCUCUAUAUUGUUCUUAACAACAAUGACAACUGCUCUGUCAUCCUAAACCUCUUCCAGUCUCACUGCAAGCAGACAGCGCAUUUUAAUCACAAAAUCUGUUUUGCACAUUGCUUGAAGCCUGUAGCUGAUGACUGUGUAGCAGAGAUCCCAAACCAACGGAUCACCUCAGAGUUUGUUGCAGGACUUCUGUCCCAGCGCCAUCGGAAUCUGAUCAUACAAUCCUGUCCGGCUGCAUUGCUCGAGAAAAAAUACAAGCAAGUCAUGAAGUGUUUGUCCAAGGGGUUACAAAAACAUUUUAAAUCAAUUCCGCCGCCGGUGAAGAGUGAAAAGAAGAGCAUGCAUGCCAUGCCGAGUUUCGUUUGGCUCAUUAAAUGCAUCUACGAGAUGCAGGAAAGUGAGAUCGCUAAGGAUGCAGUGGCCAAGCUAGAAGUCGAGCACUUCAAGUUAAUAUACUGUAAUAUUGGGCCUGUGGAAUGCACUGCUCUGGCUUUCGUACUCAGGUACCUGCAGAAUCCUGUCGGAAUACAGCUGGACUUCAAUUCAGUAGGGGAUGUGGGAUUGGAACAACUCCUGCCAUGUCUUCAUAUCUGUCACUCCCUCUACUUGAGGAACAACAACAUAUCAGAUGAAGGAAUACGCAAACUUGUUGAGAAGGGAGUGCAAUGCGAAUGCUUCAAGAAAGUAGCGCUGUUCAACAACAAUCUAACAGACGACUGCACGAAGUAUUUUGCUCAGCUGCUUAAGGCAAAGAAUAACUUCCUUGCAUUAAGACUGGGAAACAAUAAGAUCACAUCGCAGGGGGCUGAGCAGCUAGCAGAAGGGCUGAGGUGCAACACGUCACUGAAAUAUCUUGGGUUGUGGGGAAAUAAGAUUGGAGACAGAGGAGCUGAGGCUUUAGCGGACGCACUGAAGGAGAACACGACGCUGAUAUGGUUAAGUCUGGCGGAUAACGGUGUCGGCAGCGAAGGAGCACGUGCCUUGGCAGAACUUGUUAAGAGAAGCACAACACUUGAGGAGCUCUGGCUGAACCAAAACUGCAUUAGAAGGGAUGGUGUAGAGAGUCUAAUUGAGGCUUUGAAAGUGAGCGCUACUGUCAAGGAAGUGUGGUUGAGAGGAAACAACCUGAGCAUGGAGGAUGUGAAGGAACUUAGUGGGCAAGAAAGCAGACUGAUCUUCUAAAGGUGAAAGGAAAGAACAGGUUCUUCAAAUGCUACGAUUUGUGUGCUGUUUAGCCAUUUGCUUAGAAAUUAUAUAUAUAAUCUAAAAAGCAUGUAUUUAAAAAAAAAAGCAUUAAAUAAUUGAGAAUUAUUUCUUUUGCACAAUAUUUUUUUUUUUUUUUUUUUUUUAAAUUUUAUUUAUUUAAUUAUUUAUUUUUUGCACAGCAUUAGCAAACAUACCAAACGUGUUUAACUACAAAAUAUGAAAACAUGCUUAAGCCAUAAGGUCAUUCUCGCGAAGUGCCGUACACUGUUAUUACUCAAAAAGAAUCAUUUACUGUUAAUCAUUUCUUGAUUAACUCAUUGAUUCUACUUUCCAAAUGACCUCAUCAGUCACUACCACAGAAACCUUUCCCGAGUCAGAUGACACAACUUCCUGUUAAAGAGUGAUCUUAUGGAAUAUACAAAAGUUUCCUAGGGGUGAAUAUGUCUAAGUAAAAGGGUUGAGUUCAGUUCAGUUCACUUUAUUUAUAAAGCACAUUUAAAAUAGCCACAGGACUGACCAAAGUGCUGUAAAAUAACAGGAGUUAAUAAAUAAAAUAAAAAAAAAUACAUAGAAAGAUUAAAAAAAAAAAAAAAAAAUUAUAUUAAGACAGGAGAAGUAAUAAAAAGCGAAAUAGAAUUAAACAAUGCAAAGAUACACACUAAAGCACUAAAACAAGCAAUAAUAGAACAAUUAGAAACAGUAAGAAGAGAAUGAAAAGGAAAACUAUAGAAAUGCCGAGGAAAAGAGAUACGUUUUUAAAAGGGACUUAAAGAUGGACAGAGAGGGUGCUAAUCUUAAUUCUAUUGGCAAAUCAUUCCAAAGCUGUGGCCCAAUUACUGAGAAAGCUCGAUCCCCUCUACGCUUGAGUCUAGAAACGGGAACAGAGAGGAGGUUCUGGUUGCCUGAUCUUAGCCUUCUGGAAGGAGAGUACGGAUGUAAUAACUCAGAUAAAUAAAUAGGAGCUUGAUUAUGCAGGGCCUUAAAGACAAAUAAAAGUAUUUUAAAACGAAUUCUGUAAUCAAUAGGCAACCAGUGAAGAGUCCUCAGAAGAGGGGUAAUGUGAUCGCUUUUGCGCUUUUUUAAGAGAAAUCUGGCAGCAGCAUUUUGAACCAAUUGUAAACGGUUAAUUUGAUUUUUGUCAACACCACAGUAUAGAGAGUUACAGUAGUCUAAACGAGAUGUGAUUAGAGCAUGUACUGCCAUCUCUAAGGUUUUAUCAGUUAAAAAGUGCCUAAUUUUUGAUAAAAUGCGUAGCUGAUAAAAACUCGAUCCAAUGACAGCGGAAACUUGUUUAUCAAAUUUUAAGGACUCGUCUAAGAGAACACCCAGAUUCCGUACCUGCUUUGGUUCCGUACCAGAUUCCGUACCAGUUUUGGUGACCUUUGCACUUUCUGUGGGGCCGAACACUAUCACCUCAGUUUUAUCUUCAUUUAAAAACAGAAAGUUUUGUGCUAGCCAAGCUUUAACUUCAUCUAAGCACAAUAAAAGGGAUGUAAUGGAUGAGGGGUCAUUUUUCUUAAAAGGUAAAUAGAUUUGGGUAUCGUCCGCGUGAAAGUGAAAUGACACUCCGUAUUUCCUCAGAAUGGAGCCCAGUGGUAACAUGUACAGGGAAAACAGGGAAGGUGCCAGAAUUGAACCUUGAGGAAGACCACACGACAGCGGGGCAGAGGAGGAGGAAAAGUUACCCAGUUUAACUAUAUACCUUCUGUUUGAUAGGUAUGACUGAAACCAUUUUAAAACUGUGCCUGAUAGUCCCACCCAUGACUCUAAUCUAGCGAUAAGUGUAGAGUGGUCAACCGUAUCAAAUGCUGCAGAUAAAGCCAGUAAAACUAGAACCACAGAAUCUCCAGAGUCAGUAGCUAAAAAAAUAUGGUUUAGCACUAUCAGAAGAGCAGACUCAGUGCUAUGAGCACUUGAGUAAAGGAUGUGGAGCUCUGGAGUCAUGAGUCAUGGAAAGGAAAGAUUCAUAGUAUGAGAUGUUAAAUGUGUUCACGUAAAUAUAAAUGCAGGUUUUUUUUUUUUUUAAAUAAAGCUUUAAGUACUUGUGUGUAGUGUUUUGUAAGUGUAGUAAAUAUGGUGCAUUUUAUUUAUUAAGGUACAUUUAUGGUUGUGAGAAAUAUUUUAACCUGUAUUUAAAAUGUUUUUUAUGGUUGCACAUAUUUGUAAAUGACAUAUUACUGGAUCACAUAUAGUUCUCAAAUCACGGAAUCAUCCAGAUAUCAUCUAACACCCGGAUAUUUUUAACACGAGAUCCUUUUUAGUCAGCGUUUUACGCCAGUGUUUAUCCUGAAAAGUGUUAUCGGUGUAUUGUUUAUGCCUGCAGUUACAGAAAGACACAAAAAAUGUUAUUAUAUUACAUCAUAUUAUAUAUAUUAUAUUAUAUUAUUAUAUUAUAAAUGUUAUUAUACACAAACAAAUUAUUAUAUGUACAGUUUACACUGACAUUGAUUGUAAUAUAAUUUAACUUUAUUACUGUGCUACUUCAUGUGGAUUUAUAUUUCAGUCAUUUAUCUUUUUUCUCUAUGUAUUUUCUCCCUU